Gavialis gangeticus (Gharial) is the source of this 8352-nucleotide messenger RNA. RefSeq names its product SEC14 like lipid binding 5 (gene SEC14L5). Gene Ontology annotation, cellular component: cytoplasm. Bases 11 to 2140 code for a protein of 709 amino acids. The record is from RefSeq and is a predicted model, not a curated record. The transcript is spliced from 15 exons. Lineage: Eukaryota; Metazoa; Chordata; Crocodylia; Gavialidae.
GGCGGUAAAAAUGGUGCAGAAGUAUCAGUCGCCUGUUCGAGUCUACAAGUACCCCUUUGAGCUUGUCAUGGCGGCUUAUGAAAAACGGUUUCCCACCUGCCCAGAGAUCCCUGUGUUCCUGGGUAGCGAGAUCCUUCAUGAAUCCAGGAGUGAUGAUGGAGCCAUUCAUAUCAUCGAAAGGAGCUGCAAACUAAAUGUAGAUGCCCCCCGGUUACUGAAGAAGAUUGCUGGUGUAGAAUUUGUCUUUUUCAUACAGAAGAACACUGUGAACUGGAAGGAGCGAACUCUCCUCAUUGAAGCUCACAAUGAGACCUUUGCCAACCGUGUUGUUGUUCUUGAGACAUGCAGUUACUCGGUUCACCCAGAGAAUGAGGACUGGACAUGUUUCGAACAGUCUGCAUCCCUGGACAUCAAGUCAUUCUUUGGCUUUGAAAGCACUGUGGAGAAAAUAGCGAUGAAGCAGUAUACGGCCAACAUCAAGCGGGGCAAAGAAGUGAUUGAGCAUUAUUUAAAGGAACUGAUCUCUCAGGGAAUCGCAUUCAUUCCCCGAUGGAUGCCUCCACCUGUGAGCAAGGAGGAGGAGAGGACCCUGACUGUUGGACGUGACCUUGACCUUGCAUCAGAGGAAUCGUGUGCUCAUGGAACUACCAAAGAGCAGACCUGCAGCUCCUGUCUGCCGGUGGAGGCAGCCAGCCCUGAUGCUGACAAACUGGAUGCUGACUACAUUGAGCGGUACCUGGGACAGCUGACUCCAAUGCAGGAAAGCUGUUUGAUCAGACUGCGUCAGUGGCUGCAGGAAACACACAAAGGAAAGAUCCCCAAAGAUGAGCAUAUCCUUCGAUUCCUUAGGGCUCGUGACUUCAACAUUGACAAAGCACGGGAGAUGCUCUGCCAGUCGCUGACCUGGCGCAAACAGUACCAAGUGGACUACAUUCUGCAGACCUGGAGACCUCCGCCCCUUCUGGAGGAGUAUUACACUGGAGGGUGGCAUUACCAGGACAGAGAUGGCCGCCCCCUGUACAUACUUCGCCUUGGGCAGAUGGAUACAAAAGGUUUGGUGAAGGCCCUGGGAGAAGAGUCACUCCUACGACAUGUACUGUCAAUUAAUGAGGAAGGACAAAAGAGGUGUGAGGAGAACACCAACCUUUUUGGCCGCCCUAUCACAUCCUGGACAUGUCUGGUGGAUUUAGAAGGGUUGAACAUGCGCCACCUCUGGCGGCCCGGUGUUAAAGCCCUUCUUAGGAUAAUUGAAGUUGUAGAGGACAAUUACCCUGAGACUCUGGGGAGGCUAUUGAUAGUGCGAGCACCCAGGGUUUUCCCUGUGCUAUGGACUCUGGUUAGUCCCUUUAUCAAUGAGAACACCAGACAGAAGUUCCUCAUUUACAGUGGCAAUAACUACCAGGGUCCUGGAGGGCUUGUAGACUACCUGGACAAAGACGUGAUCCCAGACUUCCUUGGAGGAGAAUGCAUGUGUAAUGUCCCUGAAGGUGGGCUCGUCCCCAAGUCACUUUAUCAAACAGAUGAAGAACCAGAGAACUCUGAUCACAUCCGGUUGUGGACAGAAACCAUCUAUCACUCUGCAUGUGUUCUCAAAGGAGCUCCCCAUGAGAUAGUUGUGGAAAUCUUGGAGGGUGAAUCUGUGAUCACCUGGGACUUUGACAUCUUGAAGGGAGAUGUGGUGUUCAGUCUCUUCCACUCCAAGAGAGUGCCCCAGACCUAUCGCAAAGAAACUACCUUACCAAGUACUUCAGCUGCUGGGGACAAUGUGCAGCUGAUUGAUAAGUCUUGGGUUCUGGGGGUGGAUUACAGCCGUAUGGAAUCUCCGCUGGUUUGUCGGGAAGGAGAGAGCAUCCAGGGAUCUCAUGUGACCCGCUGGCCUGGCUUUUACAUUCUCCAAUGGAAAAUGCAUGGCCCUUUGCCCUGUACUGGCACCAGCCUUCCUCGUGUCGAUGAUGUUCUGGCCUCUCUGCAAGUUUCCAAUCACAAGUGUAAACUCAUGUACUACUAUGAAGUGCUUGCAUCCAAGGAUUUCAGGGGAUCCAUGUCAAGCCUGGAGUCUUGCAACAGUGGCUUCUCCCAGCUCAGUGGAGCUACGACAUCUUCCAACCAAUCUCAGAGUAGUUCCCACGUGUCCAGAUAGCACAUCCUCUGCCUCUGCAGAUUGCUGAGACUUGAUGCUUGGAUUAGUUUGACUCCUCAAGAGCUGGUCUGUUGACCAAAGAACCUGUAAGUGGCCAAGGCUUUUGAAUAGUCAUUCACAAGACCACAAGUGGCUGCAGGUCACAGAGAAGUUUCUGAGAGCUGUUUGAAACCUUUUGUCAGUAAGAGACUGACUUUUAAAUCUGGAAACUGAAUUCCAUAACGGAUGCCUGUUUAUCAAUUUUAGUUUAACAACUCUGUUUUGGGGUGAUUAUCAGUUUGCAUGAAUCUGUGUAUUUCUGAGAUUUCAAGGGCUCUUUCCAAUCAGUCCUAUUUCUACCCAAGGUAGAGGAGACUGAUAUUGCCUUAUCUGUUAUGACCGUAGACUAGAUGAGUCAUGUGUAGCAAAACUAGUCUAGUUUUUCUGGGUGCCUACUGUACUGUUACACAUGACCAGGUAUGGUGGGUACUGGAGGAACAGGGAUUGGAAACAAGCUGUAAAUAUCUUAAUACAGGGCGGUAUGUUUUGGGGACCACCUCCAAGCUAAUCCAAACCUGAGACCUCUCCCAAUGGAGUUGGAUGAUUAUGGAGAUGUUGCUAGGAGAUACCUUUUUUAAAAAUACAGUAAGACCCUAAAAUUGAUACAGUUUCCUGAAAAGCCCAAGCGGAGAACCUGCUUUUCUAGCAGGCAACUUCUUUAAAGAUAGACACUGUCUAUUUUCUCUUUCCUCAGGUUUAAAAGCAAUAAUGAGUAGAUCUCUGACCAUCCCGCACAGUGGGAGGGAAGUGAGUCACACUAAAAGGGCUAAGAAAAGCAAUAUUUUAUUUUGUAAAGGCACAAAGUUUUAGAGCAGCACCACAGGGGUUGCUUCUCAAAACCAUGGGCUAACCUGGAGAAGAGAGGAACUCUUUUGUAAAGUGCGUGUGCAUAUUUAAACACAUAUUUAUUCAAAUUAUAGUCACUUUAAACAUUUUUAACUUAUUUAUAAUUUCAGUAAGGCAUUUAUGUAUGUAUGUAUUUAUUUAUUUAUUUAACCUAAUUAAUUGCCUUUUUAAUGAGCUGAACUUCAGGGUUUUGGGGUUUUUUGCUUAAAAAGAGAACUACUGAUCAUCUUCAAUCCUACAGCUCUUACUCCAUUUCUAACCUCUGUGAUUGCUGGGCAUCUUGAUGUAUAGUGUUGUCUUGAUUGUACAUGUAGCUGACGGUGAGUGAUGUCGUCUCUUCUGCCAUUGGGAGAGGGAGAUGUGAGCAGGGACAAAACUUGUAAGGGGAAAAUGCCUCUUAAAGAUAUGUUGAAAGUAUCAUUCACAGAUGAUCCCUGCAGAUGACGCCACCAAAUGGAUGCAUCACAAAGGGUAAUACCUUUAUAACUCAUGUCAGAGAAAUUAAGUAACAAAAGUGUACCUAUGUUCUUUCCUCGGAUAAUAAGAAAUUAGAAAAAGCACUGUCAAACACCAAGCUCCUGCUGGGUGAUAUUUAAAACUAAUAGACAUACACAAAGUAUUCUUGAGGCAGGAGUUCACUUUCCCCCUCAACCUGCCAGACCAGGUUAGGAGAGAUGGGAUGGAUGGAGGCAGAAACUAGAUCCCUGAUGGUUCUCUGCAUCUAUUUUCUCUUCCCUCUGUCUACUGGUUUCUAAGCAAAAAGUAAAAACAACUUUGAUUGAUAACUGAAUCAUGGUAAAUGAAAAAUCAACUGCAUUUAUGUAGACUGUAUUUUUAAAGAAACCUAACAUAGGAAGUUGAGUACCAACAGGCAUUUUUCAACAGGAGUUUGGGCACUUACCUUCCCUGUAGGCCUUCUUGAAGGUCUUAGCUAUAACUUUUUUUUUACAAUGAAUCCAAGUACCAUUUGGGUUGAUUUAACUGGUAAAGGAAACCAGUAAUCCCCUUCCCAUCCCAGGAAGGUGUAACCCCUUCUAAAUAAGAAAACAUACUGGGGGGAAUUUCCCAGGUAGUUUUUGAUGCUUGUCACUGUCAAUCAGUGAGGAAUUUGCACCUCUGGGAGCUACAAUUUUAAUGGUACUAGUUAACCAGGUCGAUGCUAAGGACAGAAAAUCUUGGCUUUGAUGUGGGAAACCACUGGAAAUCAAAUAGGAGUGUUGAUCAGAGUUGCAUAAAUUACAAUCCUCUUUCUAAAACGGUUCAUCAUCCUAUUUAUUCAGUUUAUCCUAUUAUUAUCCUGUGUAUUGCAGUUUACUCUGUCCUGUUAAGAAUCUUUUCCACUUCACAGGGGAACGGUGUGGCCUGCCCUUCUCUAGCUGGUUAAAAGUUCUAUAUCUCUUAAUUUUUGAUUGAUGAGCCUACAGGAUCUAGUAAAUUUGUGCACAUUUGAAUUCUCUCCUGAGAAAUAGGAGCCGAAGGGUCUGAUCUGUGGCACGUUGGCUGCUGCUGCCUCCUCCACAUGGCGGGAAAGAGAAAUGUAAGAUAUCCAGAAGUCAGCCUUCUGUUCACUGAUGAUCAUGUCUGAUGCUGCACUGUUUAAACUCUGCUGUAUGAAUUGUAGAUGUGGAACAAAGUAAAACUCUUUUAACUUUAACUUACAUUUAAAAAAAAAGACAUUACCCAUGUUGGAAAAUAAGGUGCAUGGUUUUAUAUUUCACAGCAUGUUUUGACUGGAGCGUGAAGUUGAAAGAGAAAUGUUCUGACCUUUGUUCCUAGGUCCCCACCGCUCCCUGUAGAUCCUUUAGGUCAGAAACUUCCAAAGUGGACUCCAGUUUUGGGUGACCAUCUAUUGCUGCUUUGGGGGACCAAGUUUUGAUAGUGCUGAGCACCUUAAGUACCUGAGAUCAAUGAAGGUCUCACUACUCAUCAGUCCUGAGGGAAAUCAGGCUUGGGUAAACAGUUGGGCACUUGGAUAAGGUCAGUAGAUGUAAGUUUGGACCUUAACUUCUUAUUUCAGCUAGUCCAUUUGUAAAAUGUGUCUAAUACCUACCUCAGAGAGCUGUUGUGAGAUGUACUGUUUUAUAAAGGGUUCUGAGAGCCUGAAAGGAAAAAUGCCAUGUAGGGCGAGAACAGUAUUAUUCUGGCUAUAAUGGGGGGAGGAGGGGGAAUAUCUGGUCAUAAGUAGUCAUGUCCAUUUCUGAAAACGUGUCCUAGUUUAGGAUACACCAGAUUUGGCUUUUUAUAUAUAUUAGGAAGAGCAGCAUUAUUAGCUCUGUAAACAGACUGAGAGGGAUUUCAGUCCAACUGGCUGUGACUGGCAGAGCAGUGAAGCAGCAUUCGUAGAUUCUUCCAGUCCAUGUAUCAAGAGAACUGAAAUGUGUUUUCUGGGGCAUACAAUAAAGCACUGUUGUAGUCUCUGCAUCAGGGACAGACUUAAGAGUAAAUGCCCUUUCCUUAUUUAUCCUUUCUAUGCAUUUCUCAAUAUCAGUAUUGUGGAAAGAGCAGGCCUGUUUGCACUAUUACCCUAAGAACUUGCAUACCUCGGUACCUUUCCCUAAAAAAAAUCAGCCUUCCGAAAAUUGGGUUGUGUAUCUUAAGUGGGGAAGCUAAUUUUCUGUGCUGGAAUGGAGGAGGAAUGAAAUGCCCAAGUAAAAGCUACGCUGUUAACACUUUGAUAGCUGCUGUGGAAUUGGCAUUAGUUUUUGGCUGAGCAGCCAGGAGUUGAGAGGGUUAACACUGUCACUGUUGCCAAUGCAGUGCCAGGCAGGGUUCAGCUGUGUAGUUGGGAUCCCCUGCAGUCAGAAUUCAGCCCCGGCUCUGCCAAAAUCAUCUCCCCUUCAUUUUGCCUUCCCCAAACACAGUGCAUUUGGGGGCAUAUGACAUGCAGGGAAAUACAGUGCAUGGUUUGCCUGGGAAAAUUCAGAGAUUCAGAUCUCUUUUGUCUUAUUAGUGUUCACUGAAUAAUUUUCAAACUCUGGCAUGUUAGCUUGAACCAUUCAUUAUGUGUGUUGCUUCAGACCACACGUGCUGCAUCUACUCCCUAGUUAGGUAACUACAGGAAGAAUUUUCUGCCUACCAUUCAUUCUAAGGUUCAUGAAAUUUUGGAAUUUCUCACCACCCAGGGAUUGUUUAAAUAAUGGCUAAGGCCCCAGAACCAAUAGCAAGCCUCACUUGGGGUUGGAGCUGGAAAUAAACUAAUGGACCUUGGGCAGCUCUGUAAAAUUGGUAGCUCAAAUAUGCAGCCACACAAUAUCAAGACCAAGCCCUGGAGGGAAAGGAUUUGUCAAGCUGCUUCUCUGUUUCAGAGUAAUUUCUGGAAAUGUUUGACCUUUUGGCCUGUUAAUUCCAGGAAAAAUGAAUGUAGGACCAACACUGAUUUGACAAUAUGUAGUGGGUAAAUGGUUUAUAAGUAUUUUGUAAUUGAGUUCUCCCUUACCGACCAGUCUGAACCCAGACCUUUCAUAUAACAUUUCAGGCCUCUUUCCCUUUAAAAUGCCUUGGAGAUUUUGUUCCUCUGUUUAAAGAAGUUUUCACUCUGGAAGCAACAGGAUAGUGUCCUGUAUGUCAGCUUUCCCAUUCCCACUCCCUCCCUCAAUCAUUGCUCAGCUCUCUUGUGAAGGACCUAAGGAAGCCACCAAAAGGAAUACAGUGAAAAUAAUUUCUUUGUGAUCUGUCAGUCCUUUUCCUUUCACACUCUCUACAGCAGAGCAAACCAUGUCUGUUGCUCUUGCUAACCUGGAAUUUGAAGUUCCUUAGGUUCUACUGGACUGCAUGUUGAUGGGUGUAGUAUGGUGACCAUAUUUGUAAGGAAAUCCGGGACACUGUUUCAAGUGAAGGUGGAGCAGCAUGGUAUGCCAGUUAGGUGGAUGGGCAGACACUGCUGCUGCUGUGUGAAAGCAAGACAGGUGGAACAGAGCAGUGCCCAGCCAGCCCCUGCCUCCAGCCAUUGCUCAGCAGGUGGGCCAAGCACAUGCAGGUGGCGUGACACCUGCUCCAGUCCACCCACCUUGCUCCUGCACAGCAGCAGUGGUGCUUGCCCACCUGCCUGGUGCACCUGCUGGACUGUGCCCCAUGCCCCUGUCCACCUGCCUCUGCCUGUGGCAGCACUGCUGACAUGGGGAAAUCGUUGGGGGGACACCACUUUCCCUAAGAUGAGCUCUGCUGCCGCACACUCGUGUGCAGCAGAGUUGGUAGAGAAAGACGAGAUGAUGUUAGCUGGACAAUUCUGGGACUUCUGUUUCUAUUUUUGCCAACUGGCCAAGAUACCAGGACAGCCUGCAAAAUCCAGGACUCUUCUGGCCAAAUUGGGACACAGACAGCAUAUAAGAGGAUUAAGCCAGUAUUAGCCUCUGAAGAUAGGGCAGGGCAUGUUUUGUUUUCUGUUAACUUGAUCUCUUCCGAUCACUUGAACAGGGUGAUGGUACUAGACUGGAUGAAGCUAAUGGACUUACAUCAUUUGAACAGCUUUUCUGUUGCACUUAAAAGCACAGGUGUCAAUUUUAAUCAGUGGCCAUUUGUUUUAAGAAGGGCUGGUCAUGUCCUGUCAUGUGGACUUGCUCACAUAUAUGACUUUGCUGCCAACCUGCAAAGUAAUUUUAAACUGGUCAUCUUCAUUGCAUUUAAAAGUGGUAGGUGGGAAAUGGGCCUGAGCCUGCUUGUCCUGUCUACUAAACUCAGGUGCUAUGUUCUCACCAUGUGUUGACGUACCUGCAGCAGGAAGGUCACAGCGGUCCCUUCUUUCAAAAAAAAGCAUUUAAUUUCCUCCGAGUCCUUGUGCUAACAGUUUCUAAGCUGGGAGCGAUUAAUUGCAAAAAAUGUAGAUAUUAAACUCUCUUCAAUGUUUAAAACUGAAAGACUAUCUGAAGAGUGCUGCUGCUGCUGGUUUUGUUCUCCCAGAAUGAAUUUGUGAAAGUUCUUAUAACCGUCCAUAGAGCAGGUUAACUGUCAGCACUGACACAGGCCGAAGUGGUGUCAUGACAGUGAAUCUGCUUGAACGGCUUUGUAACAUUUACUUUCACAGUUUGUCUGGAGAGAGUAAAUGGGCAUUAUUAGUUAGCAAACAAAGGUACUACCUUUCCCACUCACCUGGGAACCUUCUUUACUUUUUUUUUUUUAAUAAAAGGUUAAAUUUUUGUCAAGGAGAAAAAUCUUGUUUUGGGACCUCAGAGCACACUAAUAAAAUGCAUGGUGCUUUAUGACAGGUUACUGGGCAGGAAAUCCGAUGCUAAAGGUACAUUUAGUUAUGGAAAUUGUAAACUGGAGUUACAAGCUGUACAUUUCUGCUCUCCAUAUUUCUGUAACUUUCAAAUAAAGCCAUCUCAAAAGAA